Mercurialis annua (annual mercury) is the source of this 1760-nucleotide messenger RNA. RefSeq names its product geranylgeranyl diphosphate reductase, chloroplastic-like. The record is from RefSeq and is a predicted model, not a curated record. Gene Ontology annotation, cellular component: chloroplast thylakoid membrane. Gene Ontology annotation, biological process: chlorophyll biosynthetic process; photosynthesis. The transcript has a single exon. Bases 110 to 1480 code for a protein of 456 amino acids. Lineage: Eukaryota; Viridiplantae; Streptophyta; Magnoliopsida; Malpighiales; Euphorbiaceae. Gene Ontology annotation, molecular function: FAD binding; oxidoreductase activity, acting on the CH-CH group of donors, NAD or NADP as acceptor.
CAGUAGUAAAGCAACAAGAGCACUGCUCAGUUGCACAAAACCCAAAGCCAUCAUCUCAACUUCAUCUUCAUCUUCAUCUUCAUCUUCAUCGUCGCCCAAAACCCUAACCAUGGCAAUGCCACAAAUCCAGACCCACUAUGCUCAACUUCACUCCACCUUCCUCUCACCGUCUUUCAGUACACCCCAUUCCAAAUUAAGCUUCUCUAAACCUCCAACUCUUUCAGUAACUGCAUACUCUCUCUCAGGCAGAAAGCUCCGCGCUGCUGUCAUAGGAGGCGGUCCAGCUGGUUCCUCCGCCGCAGAAGCCCUAGCCUCGGGCGGGAUCGAAACAUUCCUCUUCGAACGCAGCACUUCCACAGCCAAACCUUGCGGCGGAGCCAUUCCUCUGUGCAUGAUGGAUGAAUUCAACAUCCCUCUCCACCUCAUCGACCGCCAAGUCACCCGCAUGAAGAUCAUUUCUCCUUCUAAUCUCACCGUUGAUUUCGGUGCCAAGACCUUAAAGCCUCACGAAUCCAUCCCCAUGCUACGCCGCGAAGUACUCGAUUCCUUUCUGCGAUCACGCGCGCAGUCUCGAGGUGCUACUCUGGUCCCUGCUCUCGUCAACCAUAUCGAAAUCCCGUCGAAGCCGACACAACCGUACGUGAUACAUCAUGUAAUCAACAACAACAUCAAACGACAAUUAGCAGUGGAUGUAAUCAUCGGAGCCGACGGAGCUAACAGCCGUGUGGCCAAGUCCAUAGAUGCGGGCAGCUACAGCUGUGCUAUUGCUUUCCAGGAGAGAAUCAAACUGCCCGAUGAUAAAAUGGAGUACUACAAAGACCUUGCAGAAAUGUACGUGGGGGACGACGUGUCGCCCGAUUUUUACGCCUGGGUAUUCCCCAAAUGCGACCAUGUUGCAGUAGGCACGGGUACUGUAUGUGCAAAACAGGACAUCAAGAUGUUUCAAAGAGGCAUAAGAGAGAGGGUUGGAGCUAAGAUCAAUGGUGGCAAAGUCAUUAAAGUGGAGGCCCACCCCAUACCCGAACACCCCCGGCCCGUCCGGGUAAGGGGGCGGGUGGCCUUGGUGGGAGAUGCUGCAGGGUACGUCACAAAAUGCUCCGGGGAAGGGAUAUAUUUUGCGGCCAAGUCGGGGAGGAUGUGCGGAGAGGCGAUAGUGAAGGCGUCCGAAGGAGGGGAGAAGAUGGUGAGCGAGGAAGAUAUAAAGAGGGAGUAUUUGAGGGAAUGGGAUAAGAAGUAUAUAAAUACAUUCAGGUUUUUGGAUUUGUUGCAGAAAGUGUUCUAUGGGAGCAAUGCGGGUAGAGAGGCGUUGGUUGAGCUAUGCGGAGAUGAGUAUGUGCAGAGAAUGACAUUUGAUAGCUAUUUGUAUAAGAAAUUGGCAAAUGGGGAUAGGUGGGAAGAUGUGAAGAUGGGUUUCAAUACUAUUGGGAGUUUGGUUAGAUGCAGAAUUAUGGGUAGGGAGAUGGAGUCUCUCAAGGUUUAGAGACCUAAUGGGGUGAUUUCUGGCAUCUAUGCAAGGAUAUGUUACACGAAAAUUCUUCGAGUUUUAUGUUUUCGGAGUUUCCUUUUCGGAAGGUUUAGACACCUAAUAUGUUACACGAAAAUUUUUCAAGUUUUAUGUUUUGGAGUUUCCUUUUCGGAAAGGGUUCUGCAAUUUAAAAACUCUAUUUCUAGGGUUUGGCAUUUGAUCACAAAUUGGUGUUGGAUUAUGAAGGAGAAGAGUAUAUUUGUAGUGCAAAUUGGUAGUUUAGAACUUUUUUAAA